Prorocentrum cordatum is the source of this 588-nucleotide messenger RNA. Lineage: Eukaryota; Dinophyceae; Prorocentrales; Prorocentraceae. The record is from the annotation of a GenBank genome assembly.
AUGGCGCCCAACGACAUUUGCGCGAAGCUGAACGUCAACUUCGACAUACCAGUGCGCGCGGAGCGCAAGGCCAGGCAGAAGACCGCGGAAGUAGCUUUGAGACAGGCCCUGAGCAACCCGACGCUGACGCUCCAGUGGAAGGAGAAGUGGUCGACUUCCUUGGUAUACGCACUGGAGCACCAGUACUGGUUCAACUGGGCCGCUCCAGCGCCGCACCCCCAGCAGGCCGAGGCUGGCCUGCGCAUGACGUGCAUCGAGCUAGUCAAUGUCGGGAGAAGUGCCCGCGGCCAGAGCGACUCAUACAACGACCGACGCCACGACGGCACGGUCGACCAGGAGCACGUGCAAAUCAAGGACUUACGCGCAUGCCGGAGGAGGAUAUACAGGCAGAAGGGGGGCGACAACCUCAAGGAGAGCCACUACCAGAACGAGAAUUACGGCUUCAAGGAGAGCAACAGCCGAAAGGAGCGCGACAGCUUGGACGAGAGCCUCAGCUACGAGGGGGGCCUACACGCCAGGCUACCUGAGCACGCCGGCCUCCGACAAGGCGCGGCGCCAGGCCGCCUGAACACGAUGGGCCCCGAGCAG